Messenger RNA from Odobenus rosmarus divergens (Pacific walrus), 3285 nucleotides. It is a transcript of the gene EPB41L2, whose product is annotated as erythrocyte membrane protein band 4.1-like 2. The record is from RefSeq and is a predicted model, not a curated record. NCBI's taxonomy places the organism in Eukaryota, Metazoa, Chordata, Mammalia, Carnivora, Odobenidae. The coding region runs from base 10 to 3027 and encodes 1005 amino acids. Gene Ontology annotation, cellular component: plasma membrane; cytoskeleton. Gene Ontology annotation, biological process: cortical actin cytoskeleton organization. The transcript has 19 exons. Gene Ontology annotation, molecular function: structural molecule activity; actin binding.
GCUGUAACCAUGACCACUGAAGUAGGCUCCGCAUCUGAAGUGAAGAAGGAAUCUGAGCCAUUAGGAGCAGAUGCCACCAAGGAGAAACCUAAAGAAGUAGCAGAAAAUCAGCAGAAUCAGUCCUCCAAUCCAGAGGAGGAAAAAGGUUCCCAGUCAUCUCCUACAGCUGAAAGCCAAAGUAGUCCACGCCGCCAGAAGAGAGAGAAGGAUCCAUCUGAGAGCAGGGGCAUUUCUCGAUUCAUACCCCCGUGGCUUAAGAAACAGAAGUCCUAUACCUUAGUAGCGGCUAAAGACGGAGGAGAUAAAAAAGAGCCCAGUCAAGCUGUUGUGGAAGAGAUUUUAGAUCAAGAGCAAUCUCUUCCUGAAGGAGAAAGGCAGGCCAAGGGUGAUGCCGAAGAAACCGCUCAGAGAAAAGAGCCGGAGAUGAAAGUUGAUGUCAAGGAAGAGAAGCCCUCCGUGAUCCGUCCUGAGGCACAGGUAUGUUUGAGAAGGAAUUGUCUGGAAAUGAAACCCGCUGAAGGGGUAAGUAAGGAGAGAGAAGAGAAGGCGAAGGAAAUGAAGGAAGACAAGUCAGAAGAAGCAGCAAAGAGGGAGACCAAGGAAGUGCAGACCAAUGAGCUAAAGGCAGAGAAGGCCUUCCAGAAAGCCAGCAAGAAGACCAAAACGGUCCAGUGCAAAGUGAUGCUCCUAGAUGGCACCGAGUACAGCUGUGACCUGGAGAAACGUGCGAAGGGACAAGUGUUAUUUGACAAAGUGUGUGAACAUCUCAAUCUCCUGGAGAAGGACUACUUUGGACUUUUAUUUCAGGAAAGCCCUGAGCAGAAAAACUGGCUAGAUCCUGCAAAAGAAAUAAAGAGACAACUGCGAAAUCUUCCUUGGCUGUUCACCUUUAAUGUGAAGUUUUAUCCUCCUGAUCCUUCUCAAUUGACUGAAGAUCUCACCAGAUACUUCUUGUGCCUUCAGCUCCGGCAGGACAUUGCCUCUGGCCGCCUGCCUUGCUCUUUUGUGACGCACGCCCUCCUGGGAUCUUAUACUCUGCAGGCUGAGCUUGGGGACUAUGAUCCAGAAGAACAUGGCAAUAGUGACCUCAGUGACUUCCAGUUUGCCCCCACACAGACCAAGGAGCUGGAAGAGAAGGUGGCAGAACUGCAUAAAACCCACAGGGGCUUAUCUCCAGCACAAGCUGAUUCUCAGUUCUUGGAAAAUGCAAAGAGGCUCUCCAUGUACGGUGUUGACCUACAUCAUGCCAAGGACUCGGAAGGCGUGGACAUCAAGCUGGGUGUGUGCGCUAACGGGCUCCUCAUUUACAAAGACAGACUGAGAAUCAAUCGUUUUGCUUGGCCGAAAAUCUUGAAAAUUUCCUAUAAGCGCAGUAACUUCUACAUUAAAGUUAGGCCAGCAGAGCUCGAACAAUUUGAGAGCACCAUUGGAUUCAAACUGCCAAACCAUCGGGCAGCAAAAAGGCUAUGGAAAGUGUGCGUGGAACAUCAUACUUUCUACAGGCUUGUGUCUCCAGAGCAGCCACCAAAGGCCAAGUUCCUGACCUUGGGGUCCAAAUUCCGCUACAGCGGCCGCACCCAGGCCCAGACCCGUCAGGCAAGCACCCUCAUUGACAGGCCCGCACCACACUUUGAGCGUACCUCUAGCAAACGGGUCUCCAGGAGUCUAGAUGGAGCUCCAGUUGGUGUUGUCGAUCAAAGUCUUAUGAAGGAUUUUCCUGGUCCUGCUGGGGAGGUUUCGGCCUACGGCCCCGGAGUUGUCAGCCCUGCCAUGGUACAAGAUGGGGAUGGCAGAAGGGAGCUCAGAAGCCCAACUAAAGCCCCACAUGUGCAAUUCAUUGAAGGAAAGAAAAAUUCCUUGAGAGUAGAAGGGGAUAAUAUUUAUGUCAGACAUAGCAAUUUAAUGUUGGAGGACCUCGAUAAGGCCCAGGAGGACAUACUGAGACAUCAGGCUAGCAUUAGUGAACUCAAGCGCAAUUUUAUGGAAUCCACACCUGAGCCGCGCCCUAAUGAAUGGGAAAAACGACGUAUCACACCUCUGUCCCUACAGACACAAGGGAGUUCACAUGAGACUCUGAAUGUAGUGGAGGAGAAGAAACAGGCAGAGGUUGGGAAAGACGAAAGAGUAAUCACGGAAGAAAUGAACGGUAAAGAGCUAUCACCUGGGAGUGGUCCUGGGGAGAUGCGUAAGGUGGAGCCUCUGACCCAGAAAGACUCCACCUCCCUGUCUUCUGAGAGCAGCCACGGCAGCGAGAGCGAGGAGGAAGACGGGGGCGAGUACCGGCCCCACCACCGUGUGACCGCGGGCACCAUACGGGAAGAGCGGGAGGAGGACGAAGAGGUGGAGGAAGAAGCCGGCCGAGCAGCCCAGGUAGUAGAGAGGGAGGAAGCGGUACCAGAAGCCAGCCCAGUCAGACAAGCAGGUGCCAGUGUAAGCGCAGUAGAAACAGUGAUCCGGGAGAAUGUAGUUGCCCCACAGAUACCUGCAGAGAAGAGUGUAAACGAAGGCGCUAUUAAGCAAGACAUGAGCGAAGAAACAGAGGACGAGCAACACACAGUUAACGGAGAGGUGUCUCAUGUUGACAUUGAUGUUUUGCCACAAAUUAUUUGUUGUUCAGAGCCACCAGUGGUAAAAACAGAGAUGGUAACAAUUUCUGAUGCCUCACAAAGGACAGAAAUCUCCACCAAGGAAGUCCCUAUUGUCCAAACUGAGACCAAAACCAUCACAUAUGAGUCUCCACAGAUUGACGGCGGGGCCGGUGGUGACUCGGGGACAUUACUGACAGCACAAACCAUCACAUCUGAGUCUGUGUCGACAACGACAACAACACAUAUCACCAAGACUGUGAAAGGUGGAAUAUCUGAAACAAGAAUUGAGAAACGCAUCGUGAUCACGGGAGAUGCAGACAUCGAUCAUGACCAGGCGCUGGCCCAGGCCAUCCGGGAAGCCCGAGAGCAGCACCCGGACAUGUCGGUCACCAGAGUGGUGGUGCACAAAGAAACGGAGCUGGAGGAAGGGGAAGACUAAGUAAGAAAUUCCAUUUUUUAAACAACACUCAACUUUGUGAACCUGAAGAAUUUUGACCAUUCCAAGUCUUAAUGCCACACCACUACUCCAGCGAAUUUAUACUACGACUGGUAACAAUGACCAGAAGCCUGAAGAAUUAAAAUGCCAACAACCAAACCUUACCUUAACAGCUCUGGUCUAUACCGUUCCCUUGCAUUUUAAUACAUUAUUUUGUUUUAUAACCACUUCUAAAUAUUCUUGACUCUUUCUUUUUUUUUU